GCACUCGUUCCGGGCCGGAAGUAGUGCUGACUUGGUCCACGUGAGCGGCAGCAUGGCCGCCCACCGCUCAGGUCCGCUCAAGCAACAGAAUAAAGCUCAUAAAGGCGGACGGCACCGAGGUCGGGGAUCCGCGCAGCGGGACGGCAAGGGCCGUCUAGCACUGAAAAGCCUAAGCAAGAAGGUGAGAAAGGAGCUCAGCAGAGUAGACCAGAGGCAUCGCGCCAGCCAGCUUCGGAAGCAGAAGAAAGAGGCGGUUCUGGCAGAGAAGAGACAGCUGGGCAGUAAAGAUGGCCCUCCUCAUCAGGUACUGGUGGUGCCCCUGCACGACAGGAUUUCUCUGCCAGAGGCCUUUCGGCUGCUUCAGGAUAGGGACACUGGAACAGUACACUUGAAUGAAUGGGGAAGGACCCACAGCUUUAUGCUGCUAUGCCCCAGCUUGAAACAUCGGUGGUUUUUCACAUCUGCAAGGCCAGGAGAUCUGCACACGGUGCUAGACUUGGCUAAAGUGGCUGAUAGCAUCCUGUUCCUCCUUGAUCCACUAGAAGGCUGGGACAGCACCGGGGAUUACUGCCUUUCCUGCCUCUUUGCUCAGGGCCUUCCCACCUAUACACUAGCUGUCCAGGGGAUUUCUGGCCUCCCACCGAAGAAACAAAUAGAUGCCAGAAAGAAGCUAAGUAAAGUAGUGGAGAAGCGCUUUCCUGAUGACAAGCUCCUUUUGUUAGACACGCAACAGGAGGCAGGGAUGCUUCUCCGGCAGUUGGCUAACCAGAAGCAGCGGCAUCUUGCCUUUCGAGAUCGGCGGGCCUAUCUUUUUGCUCAUGAUGCUGACUUUGUGCCUAAUGAAGAGAAUAACCUGGUGGGGACCUUGAAAAUUUCAGGCUAUGUUCGUGGACAGACUCUGAAUGUAAAUAGCUUGUUGCAUAUCAUUGGACAUGGUGACUUCCAGAUGAAACAGAUAGAUGCUCCUGUGGAUCCUUUUCCUUUAAACCCUAGAGUGAUCAAAUCCCAAAAGGACUCAGGCAUGGCGAUGGAGAUAUGUGCUGCAGAUGCUGUAACUGACAUGGAGGAAGACCUUAAGGUCCUAAUGAAGGCAGACCCUGAUAGACAAGAGUCUUUGCAAACAGAGGUUAUACCUGAUCCAAUGGAGGGGGAGCAAACCUGGCCCACUGAGGAGGAACUGAGUGAGGCAAAUGACUUUUUGAAGGAAAGUUCCAAGGUGGUAAAGAAGGUUCCUAAAGGAACAUCCAGCUACCAAGCUGAAUGGAUUUUGGAUGAGGAUGGCGGAAGUGGUGGGGAAGAUGAUGAAUAUGAUGAUGUAGAACAUGAGGAUUUUAUGGAAGAGGAAUCUCAGGAUGAGAGUAGUGAAGAGGAAGAAGAGGAAGAAUGUGAAACUAUGACUAUUGGAGAGUCUGUGCGUGAUGAUCUAUAUGAUGAGAAAGUGGAUGAAGAGGCUGAGGAAAAAAUGCUAGAAAAAUAUAAACAAGAAAGACUGGAAGAGAUGUUUCCAGAUGAAGUAGAUACGCCCCGUGAUGUGGCUGCUAGAAUUCGAUUUCAGAAAUACAGAGGCCUCAAGAGCUUCCGGACAUCUCCAUGGGAUCCUAAGGAAAAUCUUCCUCAAGAUUAUGCUCGGAUCUUUCAGUUUCAGAACUUUACCAAUACCAGGAAACGCAUCUUUAAAGAAAUCAAGGAAAAAGACGUUGAAGGAGCUGAGGUUGGCUGGUACGUCACACUUCAUGUCUCUGAAGUACCUGUCUCUGUGGUUGAGUAUUUCAAGCGCGGGGCACCCUUGGCUGUGUUUUCUUUACUGCCUCAUGAACAGAAGAUGUCAGUACUGAAUAUGGUGGUAAGCCGGCAUCCUGGCAACACUGAACCUGUGAAAGCUAAAGAGGAGCUGAUCUUCCACUGUGGGUUCAGGCGCUUCCGAGCCUCACCUUUAUUUUCUCAGCACACUGCGGCGGAUAAACAUAAAUUUCAGAGAUUCUUGACUGCUGACAUGGCCCUGGUGGUGACAGUAUAUGCCCCAAUCACUUUUCCUCCUGCAUCUGUGCUGCUUUUCAAACAGAAUAGCAAUGGAAUGCACAGCCUCGUUGCUACCGGCCAUCUCUUGUCAGUGGAUCCAGACAGGAUGGUCAUCAAGAGAGUUGUUCUGAGUGGUCAUCCUUUCAAAAUUUUUACUAAGAUGGCAGUAGUACGUUACAUGUUCUUCAGCAGAGAGGACGUGCUGUGGUUUAAACCGGUGGAACUGAGAACAAAGUGGGGCCGCAGGGGACAUAUCAAGGAGCCUUUAGGUACUCAUGGCCAUAUGAAGUGCAGUUUUGAUGGGAAGCUAAAAUCUCAGGACACAGUACUGAUGAACCUCUAUAAACGAGUUUUCCCCAAAUGGACUUAUGAUCCAUAUGUACCAGAACCAGUACCUUGGGUGAAAAGUGAGAUUUCAACAGUGCCAGAAAUGGACAUGAAGUAAUGGAUACAAUGGGAUUCUGUCUCCUUGCUACUAGCUUAGCACCCUAGGGAUGGGAACCUACAGGUUGUGAUUGGGCAAAGUUUGUGUUACCUAUUUUAGCCUGCAAGCCUGCUGUCCCUUUUUGCAAAAGAUUUUUCUUAGCCUUGACAAGGUGUCUCAAUUAAGUGGAUGUUUUUUCUAUUGCUACUUUAUCAAAAAAAAAACACACAACCUUAAAUCUUACUGAUAUAUCUACCCUCCAUUAGGAUGUUGAAAGCUGUUUAAGUAGGUAAGAAGUGGGAAGUUAACAUUGACUAAGAAACAAAAUUUCCAAGUGUCUAGGAAAACUGAAUCACAUUUCUUCCUUAUGCAUAAAUUAAACAGAAACAGAUUGAUAAGGGGCUGGCCUUUCAGCCUGCUUCAUCCAAGUUAUGGAAGUUAAAUCUACAUUUCCACCACUGAGCACAAUACAGAUGUUCUUUACUUCUGGGGAAAUUGUUUGAAAAUGCUGAGACAGAACAGCAGCCACUCCAACAGCAGCUGUAGGUUCAAUAAGCAGUUUCAUCCUCUCCCAUACCAGCUGGGUUGCAUACUGUUGGUAGAGAGGGAGUAAGAAUUAGUGAAACGGGAGAAGGAAAGCCUAGUUGGUGGGCCUUUACACUUAAAAGCUAAAUGUUAUAUAUACAUAUGCUUGCCAAUGAAGAGCUAGUCUUUUUUUUUUUUUUCAUUCUAACUCUGCUGAUGAGGGUUGUCCCAAUACCUAGAGCACCCUCCCACAUCAUGAGUCACCAAGUCAAAUCCCCAGUGGAUGAGUUGCUACCUACAAGAGAAGUAUCUUUUGCUUAAAAAGUUGCUCCAUUCUUUGGUUUUCUUUCCUGUUGGAGCCUCACCUUAAUUUCAUCCUCUGUGACAGUGAAGACAUCAUCCACAAGGUCCCUUAUAACAGGCCAGGUGUUUAGGCCAAUGCUGGAUUUGACACCAUCUGCUAUGGUUUCUGGAGGACAGGGAUUGGGGGUCAGUUCCCCUUUCAGUUUGGACUUGUAGCAGUCAUCUGCAUUCAAGGGUUCAGCAGCAUAUACCUUCACAGUAGGUCUCAAAGCCUGGGAAGAGGAAUAGUAGACACCUUACCACUAGCCACUGCCUGCAUGCCUGCAGUAAAAUAGGCAGUACAGGUAACACCUUUCUGACCAAGUAAGAGCCUUCUCUGAUAGGUGUAAUGAAAAUAUGACCUUAAAGCACUUUAAAUUGUAUGCCUAAUACUGGCCUUCAGUUGCCUAGAUCACAUCUGGUUCUAUUGGUAACUUGAGGAAACAGUAGCCCCUGACUUGGAUAGUAGGUUGGUGAGAUGGAAUUCAGGGAAAGGACUGUGAUAGGGUGCCACUCACUGUAAUUGCUUUUGUGCUGUAAAGUCAUAAAUUAAGGAAAGGGUGGUGAGGCAGAGAAGGGCCUUUCAUCUCAUUUGCUAAGAAAUGAGAAUGGCAGUUUAGGGGGAAUGUUGAGCAAGUACCACAAUGUACUAUGAUGUGAAAUAAAAUCCUCUAUGUCUAAA
Messenger RNA from Myotis brandtii (Brandt's bat), 3992 nucleotides. RefSeq names its product TSR1, 20S rRNA accumulation, homolog (S. cerevisiae) (gene TSR1). Gene Ontology annotation, cellular component: nucleus; preribosome, small subunit precursor. The record is from RefSeq and is a predicted model, not a curated record. Bases 53 to 2464 code for a protein of 803 amino acids. Gene Ontology annotation, biological process: ribosome biogenesis; endonucleolytic cleavage of tricistronic rRNA transcript (SSU-rRNA, 5.8S rRNA, LSU-rRNA); maturation of SSU-rRNA from tricistronic rRNA transcript (SSU-rRNA, 5.8S rRNA, LSU-rRNA). Gene Ontology annotation, molecular function: U3 snoRNA binding; GTPase activity; GTP binding. The transcript is spliced from 15 exons. NCBI's taxonomy places the organism in Eukaryota, Metazoa, Chordata, Mammalia, Chiroptera, Vespertilionidae.